AUGAACCAAUCGCAGAAAAAGAAGUUGCGGGCUGAAACUGAAUGGCAAAGUUCACAAGGGACUCGUAAAGGCUUGCCGGCCCCUGACAAGAAUAAUUUCGAAGGAGAUUCAUCACUGAUUGCUUCGGAUCAAUCUAACCAACAGAAUCAUCACAAGGAAUUCGGAGCCAUCAAGAAACUUGCUGGGAUCUUCGAGAUGAUACUCUGCGUAGGUCGCGCAGUCCUUUCACUAGCUCCUUGUAUAAGAUGGUGUAUAUAUCGUCUCUGCUUUCGGAUGAAGCAUUCGAUCCUCGUUAUCAUAAGACCUUCAAGACGACCUCCAUUCCCGAGCAUAUCAAGCAAAGGAUCCGUCGCCGCUGUGUCAUCCCUGACUUCCGAUUGUAUUGACAUCUCAUUAUCUAGUUCCGAGGAUCCUCCUCCUCCCUUGGCCGAAAUCCUUUUCGCGAGACGUCCUUAUCUAAGCGACGUACUCGUGGAACAUGGGAAAUGCGCCGGUCUUGGGCCUUCCUCCGUUACCGAAAUCCUCGAACCAAUAGCAGAAGGACCCAUUCCUUCUCAUGACCGACUGGCACUUGAACGAUUGGCAUUUGUUGCAUACGGUCUAAUGUAUGAAUUGAGAAAGCCCAAAGGUCUCUCACCAAGCAGAAGACGUGAACUACAAGGACAAAGAGUUACCGAUUCUAUUGCAAGUCGAAUGGAAGAAGACUUUGCCAGAGGUCUUGGUAUUGCAACUCCGAUCGAACCAUUUACAAAGGAAGAAUUGUUUCAAUACUUGAUCGAAUCCUUGUGGAUUUGGGUGCAAGAUGAUCGCUGCAAGAUUGAAUUACUGUGA
This is a messenger RNA of Melampsora larici-populina 98AG31, 831 nucleotides long. RefSeq lists its product as uncharacterized. Bases 1 to 831 code for a protein of 276 amino acids. Lineage: Eukaryota; Fungi; Basidiomycota; Pucciniomycetes; Pucciniales; Melampsoraceae. The record is from RefSeq and is a predicted model, not a curated record. The transcript has 3 exons.